AAAUUAGAUUUCUCAAAAAAUUAAAAAUUAAAAAUCUGGGUUUAUAUUUCACGUAAAUAUAAAACUUUUAAAGGACCAAAUAUUGUAGUAAUUUACGUGUUAUUUCGGUUGAUUUAGAUAUGAAUAUGCCGGGAAAAAGAAAAAGAUUUACGUAAUGAAUACGACUAAAGCUAUUUCCACAUCAUUUGGGCGUUGAAAAGUAAAGUGUUCACACCGUCACAUUACUACCUUUUUCCGCCGCAAAAUAACUUCCCUAACUAUGUGGUUUCUUCUUGUUAAUAUCCCCACAUUCCCCACUCAAAUAGUGCAAUUUUUUGCACAUGCUCACGUGUCAACAUGUGGAUGGCUUUAUUCCAAGCCCCUCCAUUUAAGGGCCGCUAGAAGACGGCCGAAGUGGGCUGUCAUCUAUCCCCCUCCUUUUGCCACGUCGUAAACUAUCUCUCAAAGAUUCUUCAAUCUCUCGUAUUUCUAAAGAAGAUAGCAAAUAAAAGUGCAGCAACAUUGGCCAACUACCAAGUCUACAAGAAAGCAUAUUUUUUUAGAUGUAAUCCCCCUUUUUUUUUUUUUGGGUGUGUGUUCAUACCAAAGCCAUAGGGACAAAGUCAUAUUUAAAUUUGAACCGUAGCACCUCUCCCCAUUUGUAUAAACCCACCAAACCAUAUGCAAAAGCCAAACUUCUUCCUCUAGUCUUCUUCCUUUGCGCUCCUAUCCAUCUCUUUCCAUGGAAUGGAUUAGAGGGUCCAUCAUUGGCCGCGGCUCUACCGCCACUGUCUCCUUGGCCACCAUCGUCCCGUCUGGCGAGCUCUUUGCGGUCAAGUCCGCCGAGCUCUCCCGCUCUAUGUUCUUGCAGAAAGAACAAUAUUUUCUGUCUCAACUCUGUUGUCCUCACAUAGUUGAGUACAUAGGCUUUGAUGUUUCAUAUGAAGGUAAUAAGCCUAUGUAUAAUCUUUGGAUGGAGUAUGUACCUGGUGGCACGCUCUACGAUGCAAUUCAAAGGCACCAAGGGCGGCUGGAUGAGGCUAUGAUUAGAGCGUACACAAAGCAAAUUCUGCAAGGCUUGGAAUAUCUUCAUGCCAAUGGGUUGGUGCAUUGUGAUAUAAAGAGUCGGAACAUAUUGAUAGGCAAGGAAGGUUCCAAAAUUGCUGACUUGGGCUGCGCUAAAUUGGUAGGAAAAGUUGCUGGAAAUGGAGAUUCUUCCAUGUCAGCACUUUCCGGCACACCAAUGUUUAUGGCUCCGGAAGUGGCGCGUGGAGAAGAGCAGGGUUUUCCAGCUGAUGUAUGGGCUCUUGGAUGCACAAUCAUUGAAAUGGCUACCGGCAGUUCCCCAUGGCCUGAGAUGAAUGACCCGGUCUCAGUUCUUUACAGGAUUGGAUUUUCCGCUGAUGUGCUGGAGCUUCCAAGAUGGUUGUCGGAGAAGGCCAAGGACUUUUUGAGCAACUGUCUUAGGAGGGAUCCAAGGGAGCGUUGGACAGCUACAGAGCUUCUUGAGCAUCCAUUUCUUGCAGAAAACGAUUCUCAUUCUAUAGAAGUCAAGGAAUUAACUAUGAGUUCCCCAAAUAGUGUAUUGGAUCAUGGUUUCUGGGAGUCGACGAAUGUGUUAGAAUGUCCUGGGAAUCAGACCCAGGAGAGCACUUCUUCUAAUUCUCCGUCUGAAAGGAUCAGGAUGUUGAUUGGUGGGACCAUGCCAUCAGAUUGGACUUGGAAUGAAGAUUGGAUCACGGUGAGAAGCAAUGGAAUAGAGGAAAAAGAGAAAUUCUCCGACCAAUACGAGGAAGAUGAGAAUUCAGUUGAAACUGCAUUAAUCAUGAGUCCUGGUACUCAAUUGGAAGUGUUGGGAAGUUCGAUGUUUGAUGAGGAUUUGUUUGAAUACUCUGCUGAUCACAGCACAAGUACUUUUAGCUGGAUUAGUAUGAGGAUGGGAUUUGUGACGGGAUGUGAGAGUGUUAAUAAGGAUGAUAUUGUAUUGAUUAUUUCAGAUUCCGAAUUUGACAAUGAAACUCUGUCUUUUCCUUUGAAUUCUAUACCAAUUCAAUAUAAUCUUAUCUUGUUUGUGACAAUAUACUUGCUUUACAAAUUACGAUCUCUUAGUUGCCUAAUUUUACCAGCGAAGCCAAGGUAGCUUGUAGAUUUUGAUUAGAGACCCUUUUCUUUUUACCCUUUAUUCCUCUCUGCUGCUGUGAAGGACCGAUUUUGAGCGAGUCCUCUAAUGGGACAGUUUCUGCUUUUGCAACUUGUCUCUAUUCGGAACAGGAGAAGAGACUUUUUAGAUAGAAGUUUGAGAGUGAGGAUGGUGUGUUCCUGCCCCUUUCAGUAAAUUAUCCCUCUUUUUGUGUGUGGUUUUUGACCAAGCCCACAAGACGAUCUUUUUUCACUUUUUUUCCACUCUUUUUGCCAUCCGCUUUUGCAAGUUGCCAGCAAGAGGCACUCUCAAAGUGCUGCUGCCACAACCCUUGGUGGGAUAGUUAUGGAUAAACAGUCACUCUGAAUUCAUUGUUUUCUAAUUCACCCUUGUGACGUUGACCAAUCCCACCAACGAUAGUGGAUUUACCUAAAUCUCAAGACUCAGAAUGGCCAAUUAACCAGAAAAUGUAUUGGUGAAUACAUGAAUCUCAUCCCUUUAUUCUGGCAUCCAAUAUAUUGAAUAUCAUGUUAUGCACCAUUAAACCAGCUGUCUCCUCGCUUUAAUGCAGAGUGGUUGUAAGCAUCUUUCCAACACAGAUCUAAUCUUUUGACAUGUGGAGUGUUAUAGAUCUGCUCGAUAAAAUCUCCAUGAAAUGUUUUGGUCUGCAUUAUCUAAUUUCCUUUUAGAACUUUGAAUCUGGGCAUUUGUCUCUUCUGAAUUCUGAUUGAAGCAAUGGCGGCCGUGGAAGGGAGAAUAGAGGGUGUAUAACUCUUAAUUAUUCUAAUCUAAGGGCAAGACUUUAAACAAAGUCAACUUCAUUAAC
Molecule: messenger RNA, 2945 nt
Organism: Carya illinoinensis
Lineage: Eukaryota; Viridiplantae; Streptophyta; Magnoliopsida; Fagales; Juglandaceae
Product: mitogen-activated protein kinase kinase kinase 18
Exons: 1
Coding region: 722-2119 (465 amino acids)
Biological process (GO): protein phosphorylation
Molecular function (GO): protein kinase activity; ATP binding
Source: RefSeq, a predicted model, not a curated record